Messenger RNA from Babesia microti strain RI, 1200 nucleotides. RefSeq lists its product as hypothetical. The transcript has 2 exons. Gene Ontology annotation, molecular function: protein binding. The record is from RefSeq and is a predicted model, not a curated record. The coding region runs from base 1 to 1200 and encodes 399 amino acids. Lineage: Eukaryota; Apicomplexa; Aconoidasida; Piroplasmida; Babesiidae.
AUGGUCAAUAGAUUUUUGACUAGAUACCGAGUGCAAUUUACUCAAUCCGUGCAAGAUACUGGCACGAAGGGGCCUCCACGAGAGCCGUUUGUACAAAGCCAUGUGUGUAAAUGCGACAUUUCAAAGUGUCUAUCAGUCACAGGUUUUGGAGUGUCAUUUUUACACGAUUUAUACGUGGCCAAAAUAUCUAGACAGUCAAAAUGCUGUUACAACGACAUAUCAGCGGUUACUGUUGCUGGGGGCGCGGCGCCGCUCUACUUCAUAGGCUCUGCUACGGGUUCAAUUGCAAUUGGAGACCUAAGAACAACUGACAAAAAGGGAAAUUGCCUAUUUCAGUUGGAAAAAUGCCACAAUGAUGAAAUCAACACCCUGUAUAACAUGAAAUUUAGGGAUUAUGUGUUAAUUUCGGCCUCUAAAGACGGGUACUUGAAGUUGUUUGAUUUAAGAUACCCGUGCAAAAUGCAGAUGAGCCAAAAUCAUCACCAAGGACUUCCAUUAUCAACUUUCAGACUAACUAAAUCGUACUCAAAUAUGCAAUUCAGUGUAUCACCUGAUGAACGCAUAUUAUCCGUGUCUAUUGAUGAAGAGGCAUUAAUUUGUACACUCGAUAAUCAAAUUGGAAUUAUUAAAUCCUGUAACGUGGAAUCUGGAAAUAUUACAAAGACCCAAUUCUCAGACAACAGUACUACACUAUUUAUAUCCCUAAUCAACGAUGUGGAUAGGAACUGUGAAUUGGUUGCUUGGCAUUUAAUGUCGCAAAAUUUCGUAACAUGGCAAACAUAUUCUCUGUCUUCUAACACAACAGAUAUCUUUUAUGAUUCAGUGGAUGAGGAUUCAAAAACACCAUUAUUACAAAACCGCAAAUGUUUUAAGGAUGAUAAGCUGGCAUUCACAUUGAUGGAUGAACAAUGCAUCAUAUCUACUACACAUGGCACGUAUCAUUAUCUGGAUACUUUCGACGGACAAACUGGAAAACACCUAUCCACAACGUUAUCUCCAAUGCAUAACUAUCGCCAAACACAUUUAGAAGCACAUCCUAAAAAAUUGCUAAUAUCUAGUCAUUAUAAUGCUAGUGUUAAUAAUACAAAUGACGACAAGAAUUAUAUUAAACUAGUCACACAUCAAAUGGUGGAUUAUAUGGAUGCCGAAGUGAUUAUUCCGAAUCACUGUCAUCCCAUUUGCGCCGCUGUAUCUACGUGA